Molecule: messenger RNA, 738 nt
Organism: Scheffersomyces stipitis CBS 6054
Lineage: Eukaryota; Fungi; Ascomycota; Pichiomycetes; Serinales; Debaryomycetaceae
Gene: MRL1
Exons: 1
Coding region: 1-738 (245 amino acids)
Biological process (GO): vacuolar transport
Source: RefSeq, a predicted model, not a curated record
AUGGCGGAUAAACAAAAUGAACUCGAACAACUGCUAGUCAAUGAACAACAGGCAAAAUUGGAACAGAAGGAAAGAGAAAAAAUCGAAAAGGAAAAACAGGAGGAAUUGGACCCCUGUACCGUAUUCAAUCCUGUUAACAAAGGUUUUAUCAACUUACAAAGCUUAUCGUCGUUGGGCAACGAAGGAAAGCCACUUGCAUGGAAUACCAGAGGAUGGGACAGUGGUAAAAACUAUACUAUUGGUAUCUGCUCCAAUCCUUUCAAAAAGAUGCACAGCGACGAAGAGAUUCAGGAUAUUGGCUCUGUAAAUGCUACCAAUAUUGGUGCUUUCUAUAUCGACUCUAAGACUAAUAAGUUUGUCUCAAUGGGAGAAUACUCUACGACACCUAAGUUCAGAGGACGAAAAUUGACGCUAACAUAUGAAAACGGAGCUUAUUGUGACAACUUGAUUGACGGUACAUCUGGCCAAAGAUUGCGUAAGUCAACUAUAAUCACAUUUACUUGUGAUAGAGAGUUAAUGACUAAAGCCCAGAUCUCGUUUGUUGGUUCUCCAAACGAUUGUAACUAUCUUUUUGAAGUGAGAUCACAUCAUGCAUGUCCUACUGCGGCUAAGGAGAACAAUAUGGCAGCUAUCUGGAUCUUUUUAUUCAUCCUCUUGGCUGCAUUGUUCGUGUACUUCUCAGGUGGGUUAUUGUACAGACAGAUGAAGCAAGUUAAGCAGACACCCAAGGGUCUUUGA